CUAUGACGCGAUCGUUCGAGCAAGCGUCUGAUUGGCUGGUUGGCGCUCUUCGACAGACAACAGUAAACAUGGCGCAGGAACCCUGGAAUAAAGUACAUAUUCCGUUUCCAAGCGCUAUGUCUUCGUGUCGAGUCGAAUUUACCGACUCAACGGGUGUCCUAGUGGAAUGUCUGCUUGCUGACUGUGAGAAAGUGUUGACACUUUUACGCAGUGAAGUUUUGCAGACAGAAAUCCGUGUGUUGUAUGAACUACUUUACGUCUUGAACAAUAGCUUCAGACAACACAAGCCAUUCCGGGCAUUAAAGCAGGUUGAACAAUGCAUAAACCGUUUGAAAGAGAUGAAUUUACAAGCAGCAAUAGAGGACCUGAAGGAACUGUGUCCUAAAAACAUUCAGAGUGAAGCUGGAACAGAGGUUGGGGAUUGUGAUGUUCCCAGUCAGCCUAUGUUGGAGUGGCUCUGUCUCAAACUACUUGGUGCCUCCAGCUUGUUGGCUCGAACACUGGAGCGGUGCAUGCAAGCAUUCCUACGGACACGACAACACUUGAAGCUGGCCGAAUUCAUUGUCCUGAACGUAGUGAUAACCAGCAUGCUAAGUCGUCUGUGGGUGUUCUUCAGAGGCAUUUUGAGAGUCCUCAUUCCCAUGUACAGUAGAACCACUGAACUUAUAAAGAACGUGGCCCAGUCUAAGCCCAUGGCCUACCUGACAGACUUCACUCUGCCUGCGGACCUGAAAGACUUCCUGUUCCUGUCAUACCCUGAUCUGCUUAUAGAAGAUGACUCUACAAAACCUUCAUGGUCCUCAAGAAGAAAUAAAAAGUCCCAGUUUUCAGUCCUUACCAGACUGUUUGGGGACACAGAAGAGGAGGAGAAGGGAGAAAAGGACACAGAGAUGCAAGUAUUCGCUUCUGGUCACUAUAAAGGCUUUAAUAUGGACUUGGGGACAGCAAUUUCACAACAACGACCAGAAAUUUCCUCCUGUGUACUGGACAUAAAGGCAAUGCUUCAACAACCCUGUAAAACAACAAAACAGAUUCUGUCUCAUGAACCACGACAAAAAUUGGGCAUCUCAAGCCAAGCUGGAGUCUGUCAGAAGAGGAAGUUCUUGAACUCGGUGAGGAAGGUCUCCUCCUUCAGAGACAUGACGGUCCAGCUGAAGGAAGUAAUACAUUGGUGCAAGAGCUCUAAGUUUCAUCAAGAGCGUAAACGGCUGUCCUUCUUAUUCCUCAAGUGUUUGAGAAUGGAAAGUCUGGAAGCUGAUAGCAUCAGGGUGGAGAAAAGAUUGAAGAAAUUUAAGGUCAAAGUUCGAAAGGCGUUGAUGCUUCAGAAGAACUGUUCCAGUACCUUUGCUCCUUUUCGAAGAUCUCAGUGGCACCACAGAACCUCCAUUCGAUCAUUCAUGGUACACUACAGAACCUGCAGACGAGGAUCGAUGUGUGUCAAGAUGUCCUCUAAAACGGUUAAAAACUUGUUUGGUAUGCCAUUGAAGAACAAGAGGAACUGCAGACCAGUGGAUCAAAACAAAGAGAUAUCUGGACAUAAUGAGGCACCAACUCAUGAGGAGGAAAAACUGCAAUCACAGACUGUCAUGCAGAAACCAAUUAACUUAAACAAGGAUGACAUUGAUGAUAUUUUUGCAUCUAUUGGAUUUUAGUUUCUUCGUGUUGGAACACUAAAAUAAUGAAUUCUUUUUUAUAUAAAAAAAAUGUAAGAAGAAAAACUGACAACACAAUCAUGUAAAAACAAAAAAUAAAAUUCUAGCUAAAAUCUAUUACAUUUCACAUGUAGUCAAUUCAUAUUUUGUCCUAAUUUAUUUUUUCUUAAACCCUAAAGGAAAAUUAAUUAGCAAAAUAAACAAAAAAGGUCAACACAAGAUUUAUAAGUAGAACACUAGUAUUUCUUGCAUAAGAAUUUCAUUAAUGUAAAAUAUUUUGAACAAAUGUAUAUGAAAUUACAGAUUACAAUGAUUUGUGCUGGACAAGUAGUUGUUUAACAUGCACAUUUAGUUUUCAAGCAAGAGUACUAGUUUAAUUCUGAGACCAUGCCAAUGAGGAAGUCGUCUUGUUGUCACCCUGCUAAGUGAAACUGCUGCACAUAUCUGAUAAACACAUUCAGAAAUAGUCUGAGGUUGAGAAAAUAAUGUACAAAAAGGUUUCAGUUGUUUCUCUGUUUAUCAGUGUUUGCUUCUUUAACCUUGUUAGAUGUUACAGAAAUAUUUUUGGGUCUGUUUUCAUGGCAUUUAAGUUGUUUAUCUGAUGUUUGAUGAUUGCACAUCAGUAGGUUUACAAAAAUAUUUGUACAUGUAUACUUGAACUAUAGCAUGCAUCAUGAAACUCAACGAACUUAGUAUAUACUAAUAAUGGAGAGGACGAGGCAGUGGCACACAGACAAAAGGAAAUUAAAAAAUUAUUUCAAAACCUUUGAAAAAACAACUGUGUUAGUUAUUAUGCAUAAACAUAAUAAUGUUUGCUUAUUUCUUUUUUAAAUAUUAGAAAAUUAUAAAUUAGGAGAAUCAGGGCAACUUUAAUUUUAAUAUAACACAGCAAUAUUACUUUCGGCCCACCGCCCUCAGUCAUGUUUGAUUUUUGGUCCAUGGUAGAAAAAAUAUGGUAUAGAUGGUUUCAGCAUUAACAAAAUAAACAAACCGCUUUCGACAAACGUAUCUUAUGGUAAACUCCACAAAGAAUCAAUAACAACAGAGUCCUCUUAGAGUAGUUUAGGUUUGAAAAACAAUUCAUGGAUCACCACUAUUUGAAGGAAGGUUUGGCAGCUUAUCUGUAGUUAAGAUUGCAUACAUUAUAUAGUACACAUUUCACACAGUAAUGUAAUUGUACAAAAUUAUGAUUUUGCCAGAAUCUUGCAGCCCUAUAAUAAGGUAUUUUGAUAUUAUUCCAUUAAACAUAUUAAAAAACUACUGAAAAUGAGCAAAUGUA
Molecule: messenger RNA, 2931 nt
Organism: Paramisgurnus dabryanus
Lineage: Eukaryota; Metazoa; Chordata; Actinopteri; Cypriniformes; Cobitidae
Source: RefSeq, a predicted model, not a curated record